AGGGUGAACUAGGAAAGAUAACACUGCUUCAGCUUCGUUUAGAGAAGUAGUCUGAUUCUUUAAAAAACAUUGGUUUUACUCCGGUCGCAUACACACAGUGCAGGCAUGGAUAUAUCGACAGAGACUCACAAGAAAUGACGUGUUGUAAACAAAACGAGUGAGAAUGGUACCGUUUCACCAGUAGCCAGUGGACUUUUAAUUUUAUGCCCGUUUUACUUCUGGAUUGCUAUGUGCCUUUCUCUGCUAACCACUGAGAAAAUAAAUUAUGGAAGGGAGUUAUGAUGUGGAUGUAUCCAACAGUGCCAUCAUGCCUCUAUGGAAAAGAAGAUCUGCAAACCAUGCUGGCUCAAGAGAUCCCAGUAAACCUAAAGCCAGGCCUCUCAGUUACCAGAUCGACGGGGUCACAAUGACUGAUUUCCCCGUAGAGGAUAGAUGUGCCUUUACCUUGACGCAGCCGGCAGAAAAGAUAGUCGCCUCCCCUGGGGGGUCAGUGGUUCUGAAGCAUGUAAUGAGCAAGCCCACCCGCGCAGCUCGUGUAGUUCGCAGCAUAAGCAUUGGGCGUUUAUCCAAUGGAAAGUUCUCUUUCACUAAGCGGAAAUCAGAGGACCAUAAACAAGUGGAUAACCAACCGCCACAGACUUUGGAAAUGAAUAAAAACAGUGACAUCGGGUCUUCCUCUAAUGAGAAAACUCUGUCCCCUGAUAACAAAAGUGAUUUGCAGAGAAGGCUCUCCAGCCCCCUGGCGACCCUGACAAAAGAAAGGGACCAGGUUGUUUUCAGCUCAGAUCCAGGAGACUUGCUUGCAAGGACAGCUCAUAUACCAUCCAAUAAUAAUAAUGACAUUCCAUUCCAGCAGGCACCUCAGGUUCUUGAAAACGUAAGGAAAACUUCAGUGUCUUCCCCGGUUGAAAAAGUAGUACACCAAAGACAACUUCCCACUACCUCACAGAGCUCAGACAAAACCCCAUCAGUAGUAUUAAGCACCAACAGCCCUGCAGCCUUAAAGAUGGGAAUACAGCAGCUCAUACCUAAAGCACUGGCAUCAAAAGUGACUAAGAGCAACCAGAAUCUCUUAGACCCCAAUAAGAGGACUCUGCAUUCCCUCAGCAUGGUCGAGACCUGCAGCAGCUCAUUUUUCCCUUUCGGAGAUGCUGAACGGGAGACAGACUCGGAGUUAGACAGCCCUGGGACCCUGAAGCGAGGGCUAAGGACCACUUCCUACCGAAGAGCAGUUGUCAGCGGGAUUGACUUUGACGGUGCUUCCCCUAAUGGGAAAAAGGGAAACAGACUGUCGCAUCCCAUCCUGAGAUCUGUGGAGGAGGACAAGGAGAAAAGUUCCAGUUUGGGAAAGGGCAAAAAGAAGGGAUUACCUACGCAGGGCACUUUCGAUAGUGAAGAAGACGCGGUGUUGUAUCAAAACUAUAAGGAGAAAGCGCUGCAUAACGACUCUGAUGAGGAUGCCGAACCCAAGGAGCAAAAAUCUGAUGAAAGGAUCGUUGUUCAGUACAAGCCAUUGCGAUCCACUUGGGGUCAGCUCUCUGUGGUCAGAAAGAGUGAAAUAUGUCAACAAUUAAGCCAGGAAGAGAGGAAGAGACAGGAGACCAUUUUUGAAGUGAUUUCAUCAGAGCACUCCUACCUGCACAGUCUCGAGAUUUUGAUUCGGUUGUUUAAAAACUCCAGUGAACUGAACGAAACGAUGACCAAAACUGAGAAUCAUCACCUCUUCUCCAACAUCGCUGAUGUCUGUGAGGCAAGCAAAAAGUUCUUUAAAGAGCUGGAGGACAGGCAUCAGCAGAACAUUGUCAUUGAUGAUGUCAGUGAUAUUGUUGAAAAGCAUGCCACGUCAACCUUUGACCCCUACGUCAAGUACUGCUCCAAUGAAGUUUACCAGCAGCGGACUCUCCAGAAGCUUCUAACUAAAAACCCCUCUUUUAAGGAAGUCCUGUCUCGAAUCGAGAGCAACCCAGAUUGCAGGAACCUUCCUAUGAUCUCCUUCCUUAUUCUCCCAAUGCAGAGAGUCACUCGCCUGCCUCUCUUAAUGGAUACUAUCUGUCAGAAAACGGCAAAAGACUCGCACAAGUAUGAACUCUGCAAAAGCGCAUUUAAGGCUGUCAGCAAGCUGGUCCGUCUGUGUAAUGAAGGUGCCAGGACAAUGGAGAGGACAGAAAUGAUGUACACUAUAAACUCCCAGCUGGAAUUCAAGAUCAAGCCAUUCCCUCUGGUGUCUUCCUCCCGCUGGAUGGUGAAGCGAGGGGAGCUCACUGCCUUUGUGGAAGACAAUGGGAUCUUCCUGAAGCGCACCUCAAGGCAGCAGGUCUACUUCUUCCUCUUUAACGAUGUCCUCAUCGUUACCAGAAGGAAAAGUGAGGAAAGUUAUAAUGUCAUUGACUAUGCAUUGAGAGACCAGCUUUCUGUGGGCCAGUGUGAGAUUGAGGAGCUCAACCUAUCCCCUGUGAAGACAACGUCAGGAAUGCUGUACUCACGUCAAGGAUCGGCCAAUCACGUCUUCACGCUGGCUUUCACUAGCAACCACUCGGGAGAGAAAGUGACGAUGAUUAUGGGAGCAGAGUUUCUUAAUGAGAGAGCUCGCUGGAUCACAGCACUGGGAGAAAACAGCAGCGAUAAGCAGAGCAUAGACAGAACAACACUGACCCAGGUGGAGAUUACGAGAACGUACACUGCAAAACAGCCAGAUGAACUUUCACUUCAGGUUGCUGAUGUGGUGCUGGUUUACCAGAAAGUUAACGAUGGAUGGUAUGAAGGUGAGCGUCUCAGAGAUGGAGAGAGAGGAUGGUUUCUCUCAGAAUGUGCAAUGGAGAUCACAUGCCAGGCAACGAUUGAGAAGAACAUGGAAAGAAUGGGCCGUCUGCUCGGACUUGAAACAAACGUUUAGGAUUUCUAAAGAAUAUUCCCCCGCCUGCCAACUUUCUCCAUUCACACUUGAAUUCCUCAAACAGGACUCUUUCUUACCACUGGCUUUAAUAGAAGUAUGAUGGCUGACCUUGCAUUACUCAGUUCAAAAUUUAAAGGCAUCCAGUGUCACUCUGAUGCUGUAAUCAAAAUGAAAUGUUUUUUUUUUCUAAUGUUGCACUUCAGGGACUGCUCAUCUCUAAAAGACUUUGUACCACUUUUUAUAGGUUUUUUUUAUAGAUUUUAAAGGGGGUAAAAAUGUUUUUAAAAAACUAUAAAAUGCUAUUUUUUGUGACCAACAGGAACUUUAAUUAUGAAUCACUAUUCUGUUUUGUGUGUAAAUAAUUGUAUGUUUAAACGCAUGUAUUUGUUGUUGGUACAGGUACAUAUUGCUAUUGAAAUUGUAAGAAUGUAAUUAUGAUUCAUGGUAAGAUAGAACAGUCAGGAGAAAUUCAGUAAAGAUGUAUUAUAAAUAAUUUCUUUUCAUAUGGUGUAAAAAAAAAAAAAAAUACUUUUGUAAUUUAUACACCAGAAGGAUACAAUGUAAAGUUCCCUUUCCACUGUCCACAAUUCCUUAUGAAAAUGCAUGAUGGAAAAUACAUAAUGACAAAAGGAAAAAAUGAACUAUGCCUUAAGAAUUUAAUUGCAUGUCUGCAGUGAUUGAAGCUGAUGUAGUUUUAAUAGUUUUUCUUUUUUAAAACUCAGGGAAAUGUAUAGAAUGACGAUUAGAUUAUGAAAAUACUAACUAACUUUUUUUUUUCCUUAAUACUGAUAUUGUUUGUAAAAAUGUUUAAUAGAACAUUUGGGUGAGUGUCUGAAAACUUACGAAAUGCAGUAUCUGUAAGCAAAUGCUUCUGAUGCCAUACAAAUGAAUGGAUUCUAAUGCAGAUUUACAAAUAACAAAUGUAAUCGCAAAGAACAAAAGGGUUAUUGCAGUUGUUUUAAAGACUAAAUAAUAAUACAAAUGAAAGUAAAACAAUGGCUGGGGGAGAUGCAUGAAACACCCAGACAGACAGUAGUCAUUUUAAGUGAGGUACGGGUUAUCUGAGAAGCAGAUGGGAAGACCUGAAUGGUGAGAAAACAGGAGUCAAACAUUGAGAAGGAAGGUAGGAGUUGGUCGCUAUAACAACAUCUGAAUUUUCAUCUGUCAGUGGUGCAAUGACCAAUAAUAAUUACGACAACAAAAAAAUUAUUAAUUGCCAAGUACAAAUUUUCUUUACAAAUAUCAAGGUGUUGGGCUUUCCUUUUUUAUUUUGUGGCCAGAGGUCACAUUUCUUUUUUUGCCUCCUUCAACUUCUCAGGAACCUCUCUUACCACCACUUGCUGGGAGGCAGUUGGAGUAAAUAUCAUUUUGUGCCAGCGAGCACUUUGCUGAUGGAACAGUAAGUGCUCACAGAGAGUAAUGGAUAGCGUGCAGCGGUCCAUCAAUCAUACAGCAGCAGUGGGAUCUUAAGAGAAGCAGCCCCACCAGGAGGCAGACUUAAGCCAGAGAUAUUGAUCUUGAUGGUUGCUUUCUUAUCAGCAGUACAAAUUUUCUGCCAGGACAGAAUGCAAAUUUGUGCUGGCCCCCCCAAGAACAUCAUACAAUUAAUUUUAAAAUAAGCGUGCUACAUCGAUAAUUGAAUACAGUUAGCAUUUUAUCAAGAUCUUAAGCAGCUGGUUAACUGAUGUGCUGAUGAAGGUUACAGGUGGUUUGUGUUGCUUUGAAGUAAUACAAUUUGUGCCUGACCAAGUACAUUCAUUAAUUGCAGAUAGAUGGGUUUAAAUAAUGUUGGUUGUGUACUUAUAGCUGUAGUUGUAUAUGAGAUUUUUACACUGCCUAAUUAUUGAUGUAAAUAAAAUGUUUAUGUAUGUUGUAUGUAUAACUAGAUUUAUAAUAAACAUGCUAUUUGCAGAGAUGGAAA
Messenger RNA from Polyodon spathula (Mississippi paddlefish), 4814 nucleotides. Its product is annotated as rho guanine nucleotide exchange factor 26-like. Gene Ontology annotation, molecular function: guanyl-nucleotide exchange factor activity; protein binding. The transcript is spliced from 15 exons. Gene Ontology annotation, biological process: activation of GTPase activity. The record is from RefSeq and is a predicted model, not a curated record. The coding region runs from base 266 to 2893 and encodes 875 amino acids. NCBI's taxonomy places the organism in Eukaryota, Metazoa, Chordata, Actinopteri, Acipenseriformes, Polyodontidae.